This is a messenger RNA of Mercenaria mercenaria, 3424 nucleotides long. RefSeq lists its product as uncharacterized. Lineage: Eukaryota; Metazoa; Mollusca; Bivalvia; Venerida; Veneridae. The transcript has 9 exons. Bases 362 to 2212 code for a protein of 616 amino acids. The record is from RefSeq and is a predicted model, not a curated record.
UAUGACUUCAGAUUGUUUGUUUGGAGAUAAACUCCAUCAAAUCGCAUGCAUGUAUGUAUGUUUUAAUGACGAUAUAUGCUAAAGCUUUUUCGUCUGUUAUAGAUUCUGAAUUGGUAUCAUAAUAAAAAAGUAAAUACUUCCCGAAUCGGAAGUCUAAUUGUGCCUCUUACAUUAAAACGCAGAUUUUGUAAUUACUGUUUUCAAUACCUUUGUUAGAAAAUUUAUUUUCGACAGUUUUAUAACAGGACAUAUCAAGAAGCAUGUGAACUAUUUUUAUCUCCAUAUGUCAGAUAAUAAAAAGACAAAUUAUUAAGAAUCAGUAAGUUUCGUGCGUUUAACCAAUUGAAGUCUCAAUGAAAUUAUGAGUGAUACAAUACUUUUACUGACGGAAAUAGGAGAAAAAAUAAGCGGCGGUUCAAAUAGAAAAUCUUUCAAUUUGCUCUACAGCGCAUCAAAAACAGUAGAUGUAGACAAUUUUCAUUUAAAAUGUGACGCAAAGGGCCCAACCGUGACCCUAUUAUAUGGAAAGUUCAACACCUUAUUUGGUGGCUAUACCUCCAAAAGCUGGACUUCAACUGACAAUCAGACAAAACAAGAUGAUGGUGCUUUCUUGUUUUACAAGGAUGAAAGUCCAGGGGCAAAAUGCAAAUUUCUGCCAAUCAAAAAGGACAAAACUCAUAAAGCUAUAACAUGUGAUGCAAGCUUUGGUCCAACAUUCGGCGGAGGCUCUAAGAAAAAAUACUACCUUCAAGUAUUCAAAAAGAACGAUAACGCACAGCCGGAAACUUCAGACGACUGCAUGCAUCUGAACGGGUCGAUGAAAGUAGGACGAGCAUAUGACGAAGAAACAACAAAUAAACGUGGCAAAACAAAAAACAAGACAAACGAUAUCAAUUCGGGAAAAUUAAUAGUUACAUGUGUUGAAGUGUACCAAGUCAUUGAUGACGAAUUAACGGUCAACUGGAAAAGAAAACCAGAGGAUGAAGACUGCAAUAAUAUGAAAAAGGAGCUCAUAGGAAUGGAACAACCAGGGCUUAAUGUAGAACAGUACAAUAUACUACUUGUUGGAGUGAUUGGUUCUGGUAAAUCUAGCUUCUACAACACUCUAGCAUCAGUUUUUUCUGGAACGGUUAUACAUCCUGCCGUAGCAAGAGCUGAACAAACAAGUGUUACAAAUAAGGUAGAACACUACGACCUUAAAUCAGGAAAUGGUACAAAAUUAAAGAUACGAAUAACUGACAUUCGAGGAUUUGAAGAUGUGAGAGGUCUUGACGGAGAGCUUCGGCAUCUGCUUAGUGGCGAGUUAUCAGCUGAUUAUAAAUUUAAGGAUAAAGCAGGGCCAUCCAAGAGUGAUCUACGAACAAAUGCAACAUUAAAUGACGAAAUUCACCUUGUUUGCUUCGUUUCCGGCAAUACAAACUUUGAUACACUCACGAGCACACUUCACAGUCACAUCAAAGCAAUCAAAGAGAUAAUUAAUGAUAAAGGUUUACCGAUAGCUGUAAUAGCAACAAAAAUUGAUGAGUUAUGCCCACUUGUAUCUGGAAAUGUUGACCAUGUCUACAAAUGUUCCAAAGCUAGGGACGCUGCAAAAAGAGUAGCUGAUUUCUAUGGAGUACCUCUGACACACGUUUUUCCGGUUGUCAAUUACGUAAAUGAGGAGGAAAAUGACGUCGAAAUUGAUAGACUGGCGCUGCAAGCUGUGCAUGGAACGUACAAGUUGAUGCAUACCCGCUUCAGCGAACAUAAAGGCUUGGUGAAAAUGUCCAGUGAAUGGGAAAAGAGAGUGACAAAACUUCCUAAUUUGAACGACUCUAAAGCAAAGGAAGAAGUACUGAAAGAAUUACAGCAUGAACUGACAAAACUUCAAGACAGAAAACUGCGUGUUCUAUUAGUUGGACCUGCAAACUCUGGAAAAUCAAGCUUUAUUGAUUCAUUGACAUCGGCACUCACAGAUGAUAUUGCGUUCACAGUAGCUGGGAGUUACUCGUCGGGUAGUAAUCUCAAAAACUGUUCCUCUACUAAAAUGUUUAAAAUGUAUGAGGUUAAUCACAAACUUCUCGACAAUAGUAACGUUUAUUUUGGAGACAGCCCCGGUUUUCAAGACAAAGGAGGCAUAACAAGGCAGGAUGUAAACUUCAUUUUGGAUGGACACGUGCCAAACAAUUACCAAGUAUAUAACCGGUUUUGUCUUUUAGUUCUUAAAAUAUAGAAUAAUUUACUUUUAAUGUGUAAAAAUAUGUAUUUACAAAUUAACUGUUUGUAUAAUAUAUGUUGAGAUAAAAAAAAUCAUGAAUUGUAGCUGCUACAUGUAUAUAAUAAAAAGGUCAUUUAAGCAGUAUCUUGACAUCGUGGACCACAGCUCAAGCGACGCGAGGGAUCAAAGCCUUGUAAAAUCCACUAGUCUAAGAGCCGAAUACAAAAUAGCAGAUCAAGGUGCUGUUAUAAUAUAUAAGCCCUUUAUAUAACUAAACUUUGUCUUAAACCCCGGUUAAAAAUUGUACAACUUGAACAAGCUACUUGGCCACAAUAAGAAUGAUUGUGUCCUAUGUCUAAUAUUAAGAUUUUUCUUACAUAAUUUAGAUAUUGAAUGGAACUGAGAAAAAAUCAAAGGAUUCCCUUAUGCCUCCAAACAAAAGCGAUAAGAUACACUGUGUCUGUUUUAUUUUCGAUUGUGAAUCUAUUAAGGAAGGAUUAUUAGAUACACUUAAAGACACAGCAAUGAAGGUAAUGACCGACGUUGAAGGAAAAGGUAAAUAUAUUAUUUUCUGUAGUUCUGACUGCAGUACAACUUUUAAAAUUCUUUUAACAAUGUGAGUUUGAAUUUAUAAUAAAAGAGAAACUUUUCUUUAUGUUUAUCAUAUUUUGUUGAAAGCACAUGUUAUUGUUCUACGAUGAUGAGCGUAAAUGCUCCAUCCUGUUAAAAGGGUAGGUGAUUGGUAGUUAAGAACAUAUCUGGUAUAGAUGGUUUUUGAAAAUUACCAUAAUAGUGCUCUUUAUCAAAUUACAUAAGUCAACAAAUCAACAAAUUCAUAAUCCAGCAUAUGACAUUUGGUAAAAUAGGAAACUCAUAUUGAAGUUGCAUUUUGUAACAUGCUUAUAUUAUCUCCUGUAAAGAUAAUGGCUUAUACAACAUAUGAAGGGGAUUAAAGACAUCAGAAUUAACAAAAAGGAAGAAAGAAAUAAACAAACAAAUAAAAAACUAAAAAAAAAAAAAAAAAACACACACACAAAAACAGCAGCAACAACAAAAACAUUACAAAAAUACACAUACACUUGGCAUUUGUUUGUAAUAAGCACAUACGUUCCGUUUCGGCUAAUCGACUGAAAGUAUGAAACAGUAAAAAGCUCCAGUAAGUACUGGUAGGGCAGAUGCUUGUGUAUUUUCAGUACAUUUCAGAUUGUAAGUGCUUAUGCCUUUCAA